AUGAGUAUAUCUCCAUUGAAAUAUGAAUCCAAAAUAUUGAGCAACCUAGCUAAUAUGCUAAAAUUGAGCGAAAAGUCAGAUGAUGAAAUAUUAAGUGAAAUAAAUCAAGGUAAUGAAAAUAAAGUUUUUGAAAUUGAUGAUGAUGUUAAACAAGUGGUUGAUUUGAAUAAAAUUAAUUGCACAUGUGAAGAAUCAAAGAAAAAAAUAGAAGAGUGUGAUAAAAAGAAAUUUGUAUAUAAUUAUAAUAUUGAAACAUAUGGAGUAGAUUUUUUUCUUGAUAUUUGUAAUGCUUUGUCAAGAUCUAAUUAUAAACCUUAUUUAAGUGAAGAAGGGAAAAAAGAAAUAAUGAAUGGAUUAAGAGUAAGAAGAAAUUCAAAUUUAUAUAAAUAUGUUUCUUUUUUUUUAAGUAAAGAACGAAUGAAUAAAGAAAGAAUGGAUGACGGCAAAAAGGUAGAAAAUAUUUAUCAUUGUUUUAAAUGUUUAAAAAGUGUAUUACAUAUAUGUAUUGAUGAUGAAGAUAGUAAUAAUAAUAAUAAUAAUAAUAAUAAGAUGAAAACUGCAUUGUAUUUAAAAAAUAAUAAUAGUAUAACUGAACAAAUCGAAAAUAAAAUUGAGAAUGAUAUAUUAAAUGAACAAAACAGUAGUCUUGAAAAAGUAAAUCAUAGAAAAGGAGUUAUAUCUGUUUCAAAAUAUAAAUCAGAAUUAACUUCUAUUACUAGAAUGUCUAAUGAAAUAAUAAUGCAAACUAUAUUAGAACAUACCAAGGAUAUGGGUAUAAAAAAGGAUACAACCAAAAAUAUACAAUCAAGAAAUGAUAAUAAAAAUGAUCAUGGUGAUGAAGAUGAUCAUAGAACCAAUAACAUCAAUAGUAACAUGAAGAAUAGUAAUAAUAAUAAUAAUAAUAAUAAUAAUAAUAUUAUAAAAAAAAGCAAAACUUAUGAAAGCGUCAAAGUAAGAAAUAAUUAUUAUUAUAAUGAUGAUCAUGAUUAUGAUAAUCAUAUUUAUCAAACUGAAAAUGUUAUAGAUAAUAAUAAUACCGAACCCACAAAAAGAAAUAUUCCGAAAAGAACAGUUGUACAGAAAAAAUCCUAUGUACAGCGAAAAACAAACAUAACAAAUAAAAAGAGAAUUUCUCAAAAUAAACCGGUAACAAGGAAUUCAUAUAAAAAAAAUGAUAGAAUAAAUACUACAUGUGAUGUAAGAGCAAGCAAAAUUAAGGAUACUAUAUAUGAAAAGAAAAAGAAGAAGGUCAGAAGGAGUUUUGAAGUAAAUGCGAAUCGAAGAAAAAGGGGUGCAGGACAAAAGGGCGUAUUUUCUGAUGAAGAAGGAAUGAAAAUGGAUAACGAUAAUAAAAUUGAUGAUAACACAUUAAACAAUAACAAAAUUGAUGGUAAUAUAUUAGACAAUAACAAAAUUGAUGGUAAUAUAUUAGACAAUAACAAAAUUGAUGGUAAUAUAUUAGACAAUAACAAAAUUGAUGGUAAUAUAUCAGACAAUAACAAAAUUGAUGAUAAAACAUUAAACAAUAACAAAAUUGAUGAUAAAACAUCAGACAAUAACAAAAUUGAUGAUAUCAUAUCAGACCAUAACAAAAUUGAUGGUAAUACACCAAACAAUAACAAAAUUGAUGAUAACACAUCAAACAAUAACAAAAUUGAUGGUAAUACACCAAACAAUAACAAAAUUGAUGAUAACACUUUGAAAGAUAAUAUAACUAAUAACAUAUUGGAUGAUAAUGCUGUACCAAAGGAGGUAGAUAAUAAUUGUGAAAAUGAUAAAAAUGUACAUAAUAAAGAAAGCUGUAGAAAUGAUAUAUAUUCAUCCAUACAGAUAAGUAAUACGUAUAAUAAUACAAUGAUCAAUUCUACAUUUGUAGAAGAAAAAAAUAUAAUAAGUAAUAUUAUGGACAAUACAAAUAUAUAUCCAUAUAAUUUAUGCAAUGUAAAUAAUAUGGAAGAUCCUAAUUUGAGUAAUAACCCAGAAAAAGAAUAUAUUAAAGAAAAUCAUUUGUGUGAUUUACCAAAUGAUAUUAUAACUUCUAAUGGUGAAGAUAUAAAAAAUAAGGAGAUUUAUAAAAUGGAUCAUCCCAAUAAAGCUUUACUAUCAAAUAAUACAAAUGAGAAAGAUUAUGAUUAUAACGAAAGUGAUAACGCAUCUUAUUCUACAGAUGAUUCUAAAUAUGUAAAAUAUUUAAAGAAGAAAAAGAAAUUACAAGAACAAGGUAAAAUUAUUAUAGAUCUAAAUUUAUUUAAUGGAAAUUCUGUGAAAACAACAAAUAAACGUGAUAAAGAAGAAAAGUUACAAGAAAAAUUAAGAAUGAAACAAAUAAAGAAGCUUUUAGAUGAAAAACAAAUGGUUAUAUGUAAAAUUGAAGAUAUAGCUAAAAAGAGAAAUAAAAAAUAUGUAAAAGCACAAGUAUUAUCUAAAGAUUCUAAAAUUGAACGAGCCUAUUUUAGUCAUAAAAUGAAAAAAUUUUAUAAUUCCAAAUCUAGCUAUUUUGGUUGUGGAUGGUCAAGUAACAAAAAGGAAUGGACUCCAUUUAUUCAUGCACCUUUCUUUGAAAACCAACAUAACGCAAUUUAUAAAAAUAGAAAUAAAAAAUUGUAUGAAGAAAUAUAUGAUACAUUAUUACAUGGAAGAAUACAUCCUGACAUUAAAGUUGUUGAAUUAAAAGAUCAUAAACAUCCUAUUAGGUUGUGUACUCCGUAUAAUGAAGAUUGUUAUUCUGUUGUAUAUACAGGUAAAAAAAUAAAUGCAACUGAUGAUAGAGUUAUAUUUGGUGAGUACACAGGAUAUGUAGCUAAUAAUAAAGAAUUGUCACAAGAAAAACAUCAAUAUAUGUUUGCUUUAACAUUCAAUAAGAAAGUAUUUAAUGAUAGGAAACAUGUCGUUUUUAUUAAUGAAGUUGAGUUGGAUGAAGAGCAAAAUUAUUCUAGUCAUGUUGUAUCAAAUGUGAUGAAUAAAGUUAAGGCUCAUGAAAAAAAUAAUAUAAAUAAUACAAACAUUUAUAAUAGUCCGCACAUUUUGAAUGGUAAUAAUAAUAAUAAUAUAAAUAGUAAUACUACAGAGGAAACUAUGUCAAAUAGAAAGAUUGAUAAGAUUAAGCCCGUUUCGAAUGUAAUUAUCCCAGAUUAUAAUAACCUUAAUAGUUAUAUUAAUAAGUGUAAAACAAAUGAACAUAAUAAAAAGUCAAGAGAUAUAAAUAAUUUAAUAAUACUUCCUGAUAAUUAUACAUAUGCUGUAGAUUCAUCUUAUAUGUUUAAUGAAAUGUCUCUAGUAAAUCAUUAUAAAACAUGUAGUGUAUUUAACAACUUUGAUUUCAGAAUAAAUUCUGAAUGGCAAUUAGUAUACUUGGAUGGAUGGCCACAUAUUAUUCUAACAUCAAUUCCAGGUGUUGAAAUUAAUCCCGGUGAGGAAAUUUUUGCUGAUUUUGGUUUUGAAUGGUUUGAAAAAGUUAAUGAUAUAUGUUUAAAUGAAUUUAUUAAAAAUAACUAUUUUUAUAGAUUAUAUAAAUUAAAUACAUCGAGAGAAAUUCUUUUCAAUGGAAUGGAGGAUAUUGUGGAAAAAUAUAAUUUAUUAAAAAAUCAUAUUACUUGUAAUAUAUGUAUGCAUAAUGUUAAUACUGAUGGUAAUAAUUUCAUUUUAUGUUCAGGAUGUAAUCAUGUUUAUCAUUUAAAGUGUGUACAUAAAUUUAACACCGAAGUUAAUGAAAAUUAUGAAUGGUUCUGUUCUAGUUGUCUUCAAUUUUGUUUUAAUAUUAUAAAACAAAAGGAGUUUGUAGAUUAUAUAGAAAAGGAAAACCAAAAGAGGUUCAUUCAGCUUUUAGAUGAUUUAAAUGGGGAUAAUUUGGAUACUGUCAAUAAUGAAAAGAAAUCUGAUGCUCUGGAUAAAUUAAAUAAUUAUAAUUGUGUGGGUAAUAUAAAUAAUUCUAAUAGUAUUGAUAAUAUAGAUAAUAGGGAUGGUCUAGAUAACCCUAAUAACUCAAAUAUCUCUUAUGGCGUUAAAAACUCAAACAUUUCUUAUGAUGCUAAUAAUUCAAAUAUUUCAUAUGAUGCUAAUAAUUCAAACAUUUCUUAUGGAGUUAAUAAUUCAAACAUUUCUUAUGGCGCUGAUAAUUCAAACAUUUCUCAUAGCUUUAAUAAUUCAAACAUUUCUCAUAGCUUUAAUAAUUCAAACAUUUCUCAUAGCGCUAAUAAUUCAAACAUUUCUCAUAGCGCUAAUAACUCUAACAGCGAAGAUAAAACUAAUAAUUGUAACAUCGAAGAUAAAACUAAUAAUUGUAACAUCGAAGAUAAAACUAAUAAUUGUAACAGCGAAGAUAAAACUAAUAAUUGUAACAACGAAGAUAAAACUAAUAAUUGUAACAUCGAAGAUAAAACUAAUAAUUGUAACAAUUUAGAUAAGGAAGAUGACAUAAACGAUAUGAACAAAAUAAACAAAUCAAACCAAAUUAUAAUUAAAGAUGUCAAUGAUAAUAAUUUAUUUCCUGUUGAAAAUAAUGAUAAGCAGAAAUAUUUGGAAGUUUUAGAAAAUAUAAGAAAACUUCUACAGUGUAAAGAAAAUAUCGAUGAUUUAUUUAAAAAUAAAGAAUAUGUAAAUAGCUUUUUGCAAAAAAUAGAUGAUGAAAUGAAUAUGUUUGAAAAUAAAAGAAGCGAAGAUGAAUCUGUUAAACUUGAUGAUUUAAAACAUAUUUUUGAAAAUAGUUUUGAACUUCAUUUAUUAAUAGAUUAUAAGAAAAAAUUAGAAGAUUUAUUGGAAAGUACAGAAAAGGUGGAUUCAUUUUUGAAUGAUAAGAAUGUUUUGAAUACUAUGAAAAUAAGGAAAAGAACAUUAUCUUUUUUGAUGGAAAACAAAAAGUAUAUAGAUAAUUUUAUACAAAUGAAUGAAGAAAAAGAUUACGCAAAAAUUAAUGAGUGUGAAAAGAAGAAAGAAGAAGAUAUUAUUCAUAAUACAACAUGUAGAAAAGUAGAAAAACUAGAAGAUAGGAUUAUUCAAAAUAGCCAUAAUAAUCAAUUAGCAAAUCCUGAAUAUUGUAGUACAUUAAAAGGAGAAGAGGAUAAAUCCGUAAGUUUGAUAGAUAAUAAAUCAAUGUGUGAAAGGGUAGAUAAUCAUAGUAUUUGUAAUGAAGUAAAUUCAAGCAUAUCAAGUACGUACGAAAAAACAUUGUACAAUAAAUCUAAUAAUAUAAUUAGAAAUUUAAAGGAAAUGAAAAAGUAUGAAAGAGAAUGCCAAAAUAAUAACAGUUAUAGUAAUAUGUAUUGUAGCUAUAUGAUGAAAUUAAGUAAGAAAAUAUUAGGAUUUCCUUUAAUAAAAGACUUUUCUAAAGGCUUAAGUACACUUGAACCAUCUUUACCUUUAAAUGAUCAUUUAAAAAAAUUAUCGGUUUGUUCAAAUUGUUAUAGUAAACAUCAUGAUUUAGCAAAAGCAAUUAUUUGUAGAGUGACAAAAAUGCAUUUUGAAGCUAAUUAUAAUGAUUACUUAACUGACGAAGAUUUAUUUAAAACAUCCAGUGAAUUUAUCCAAUCAGUCAUAAGAGAAUUAGCUAAUACUGUAAAAGAGUACAGGAAAAAGGAAUUGAAUAGGGUAUAUUUGCAACAUGCAACAGAAAAUGAUAGUAUGAUACUAGAUAGAGUUAAUAAGGAUAUGAGCUUGGAAUUAAAUUAUAAUAAUGUUACACCAACUAGAACUAGUAUUCACAAUUGUAGUUGUACAAAAACGAAUAAGGAAUAUAAUGAAUCCUUUUAUAAAAUUGUGAGUCCUUCAUUUAAUAAUGACACUGUUGAAAAGAGUAAUAUUAUCAUACAAGAAAAUAACCAUAUUCGAAAUAAUGAAAUUUUACAAUUAGGUGAAGAAGAAGUGGGAAAUUACGAAUGUCAGAAUAAAGAAGUUAUUGGUUCUGAUACAAAAGAGCAUACAAAUGAAAGGAUAAACGAUCAAACAAGUGAGGAAAAAUGUCAUGAUGAUUUCUAUUCAAAGGAUAUGCAUAUAUUAUAUAAAAAUACCUUUUUACCAAGAGAAGAAAUAGAUAACUGUAGUAUAGAAAAAAUUAAUGAUGUUGAAGAGAAAAAAAUGACACACCAACAUGAAGAAAAUGACAUAUUAAAGGAUGUAAUAAAUGAUACAUUAAAUGAUAUGUCAAAUGAUGUUCCAAAUGAUAUGUCAAAUGAUGUUCCAAAUGGUAUGUCAAAUGAUGUUCCAAAUGGUAUGUCAAAUGAUGUUCCAAAUGAUAUAUCAAAUGAUGUUCCAAAUGAUAUAUCAAAUGAUGUGUCAAAUGAUGUUCCAAAUGAUGUGUCAAAUGAUAUAUCAAAUGAUGUGUCAAAUAAUGUUCCAAAUGAUGUGUCAAAUGAUGUGCCAAAUGAUGUGCCAAAUGAUGUGCCAAAUGAUGUGCCAAAUGAUGUUCCUAAUGAUACAUCGAUCACUAAUUUGUAUGAACAAAAAAAUGAUUUGAACAGCUAUGAGAAAUCUUGUAAAUUAAAUAAUUUUAUUCCCCUUAUAGGAGUAGAAUUAGGAAAGACGAAAUUCCAAAGAGAAUUUACAAAUGGUACUUUUGUUGGUAGAGUUACAGAACAAAUAAAGGACGAAAAUAAUAAUAAUUUUUUUGUUGUAACUUAUGAAGAUGGAGAUGUUGAAUGGAUAACUCCAUCCUUUUUAUUUCAAGAAAUUCUAAAACAAUCUACAAAUAAUACUACAUAUCCUUUAGCUAGUACUUUUAAAGAUAUAUUUUAUGAAGAUUUUAAAAAGGAUAUAAAACUAAACAACCAUUCUUAUGAAUUAAAAAUUGAAAAGAAAAAGCGAAAAAGUAUGUUUGAAUAUGUUCCUAAUAAUAAUGUAACCAAAAGACAAAGGCAUGCAUUCGAAGAAAAUGUAUUAAAAAAAAAAAAUACCCAUCAGGAAGUUAAUACAUCACAAAGAAGUUUGAGUAAAUUGAAAAAUGUAGUAUUUAAUGAUUCACUUAAAAAAACAAGAAAAAGAACUAUGUCUACAAGUUGA
Messenger RNA from Plasmodium falciparum 3D7, 6990 nucleotides. It is a transcript of the gene SET10, whose product is annotated as histone-lysine N-methyltransferase, H3 lysine-4 specific. The record is from RefSeq and is a predicted model, not a curated record. NCBI's taxonomy places the organism in Eukaryota, Apicomplexa, Aconoidasida, Haemosporida, Plasmodiidae. Gene Ontology annotation, biological process: chromatin remodeling.